Lasiodiplodia theobromae is the source of this 1449-nucleotide messenger RNA. RefSeq names its product Translation initiation factor. The coding region runs from base 1 to 1449 and encodes 482 amino acids. Gene Ontology annotation, molecular function: RNA binding. The record is from RefSeq and is a predicted model, not a curated record. Lineage: Eukaryota; Fungi; Ascomycota; Dothideomycetes; Botryosphaeriales; Botryosphaeriaceae. The transcript is spliced from 5 exons.
AUGUCCCUCGGGGACUUCUUGGGCGAUCAGUCGCUGGGCUCCUGGGCCGAUGAGAUGGAGGACCUCCCCGUUUCCGGUCCCAGCGCUGGCUAUGGUGGCAGCAGACCUUCCUUUGGUCCCUCGGGUGGUAGCUUCGGUGGCGGCUUUGAACGCGGCCCUGACCGUGGCGGCUACGCGACCCGCGAGGAACUUCCUCUUCCCACCAAGCCCCCGUAUACUGCCCAUCUGGGCAACCUCUCCUUCGACGCAACUGAAGGUGACAUCCAUGAUUUCUUCAUGGAUUGUGACGUCACCAGCGUGCGCAUUGUCGAGGAUAAGCUGGACCGCAAGCCGAAGGGUUUUGGAUAUGUCGAGUUUGGCACUCUGGACGGUCUCAAGAAGGCCCUCGCCCUCAGUGGAACCCAGUUCCAGGGCAGGAACAUCCGCGUGAGCGUUGCUGAGCCGCCCAAGGAGCGCAUGGAGACGCGUGUGUUCGACGACUGGACCCGCAAGGGCCCUCUUCCCCCUCUUGCCGGCGAGCGCUCCCGUGGUGGCGGUGGCGGCGGCUACCGCAGCUUCGAUUCUGGUGCAUCUGAUGCGGGCAGCGAGCGUGGCGGACGCACGACGAGGGACUUCGGCUCCUGGGAGCGUAAGGGACCCUUGUCUCCGGUCAACCCUCCUCCCCGCGAGCCUCGCAAGACGUCUCCUUCCUGGGGUGAAGGCCGUUCUGAAGACUCCCGCCCGCCUCGCCGCGAGUUCUCUGAAACCCGCCCCCCGAGAGAGCCCACUGCGCCUGAGCUCGACAACUCGUGGCGUGACAGGAUGCGCCCUGUCGAGACGCUCAGGUCCCCAACUGGCACCCCUGAUGCCAGCUCGCCCUCUUCCCCUGUUGCUAAGCCUGCCGCUCCUGCCGGUGGCCGCCCUCGUCUGAACCUCCAGAAGCGUACCGUCUCGGAAACUCCGGCAGCACCGAGCUCGUCCGCCGCUGGUGGUGAUGCCAAGUCCAGCCCGUUCGGCGCCGCGCGCCCAAUUGACACGGCGGCAAAGGAGAGGGAAAUUGAGGAGAAGAGACAGCUUGCCCUGCGCCAGAAGAAGGAUGCCGACGACAAGGUUCGGGAGGAAAAGCGUGCCAAGGAGGCAGCUAAGGCUGAGAAGGAGGGUGAGAAGGAGAACGGCGCUGGCUCUCCUCCGCCGGGCUCGAACUUUGAUGUCCUGGGACAAGUGGACGAGAGCGCUGAGGCCGCCACCGACGAGAACGCAAACGGAACGAUUGUCGACGAUAAGGCCGUCAAGCCGAAGGAAGUCGUUCGCGAAGCGAAGCCGGUGGAGCAGUCUUGGAGGCGCAAGGAAUCUGCUCCUGCUGCAGAGACAGCAUCGACCUCCCAAGAUCUGGAGGAUGAUGGCUGGAGCACGGUGCCGUCCAAGGCCAAGAACAACCGCAGGGGUGGUUCUCGGGCCAUCGCCUCGUGA